AUGGAUCUGAAAACCUCCGAGAGAAAUGACCAUGAUUGCCUGCGAUUUGGAAACGAACAUCCAAAUUUACCAAAUAAUGCCACACAUAUGGAUGGUUCGUCUUUAUCUAUAAUGUUCCUAGAAAUUAAUAGUACGGAGAUUGAUUCCACCUUUACUUUGGUUAUAAAUAUCUAUGUCCAGAAUCCAACUUCAGGUUCUCUUAUACAAAUAACUGAUUCAUUUUCGCGGGCAGUUUUUGAUUUAACCAUAGGCGAAACGGUUAUAAAUCUGAACGCAUUUCAUACAAACGGUACUAAAUGUGUAUCCAUUGCGAUAGACAAUAUGUUUAAUACCAGUACAUGGUAUUUGGUUGGUAUGAGAAGAGAUAUCUCUGCUGGAACAGUGUCAUUGAUAAUCAAUAAUGACAUCAUUAAAAGUGCAUCCGAUACUUGUGGUAUGUUUGGAUUAAGUAAGACACAUGUUACUGUUGGCAGUUGGAACUCAAAUACUCCAGGAUUUAGAGGUCUUGUCAGAUGUUUGGUCAUGUUUAGUAUUCUUAAUUAUAAUAUCAUCCUCGCUAACCACGAUACUUGUAUCAACGAAGAUGAUAAUGUCCCACCAGGAGAAUCUUGCGUCGGAUUCUUACCCUGA
Messenger RNA from Lottia gigantea (owl limpet), 630 nucleotides. RefSeq lists its product as hypothetical. The transcript is spliced from 2 exons. The record is from RefSeq and is a predicted model, not a curated record. Bases 1 to 630 code for a protein of 209 amino acids. NCBI's taxonomy places the organism in Eukaryota, Metazoa, Mollusca, Gastropoda, Lottiidae.